CUGUCCAACAAGGGAAGCGAAGAGGCCUAGAAUGCACGCAUGCACAGUGUGCUAGCCAACAGCCUAGCCAUGGAUUGCUCCAGGGAGGAAGCUAAAGCUACAGCCUACAAGGAAGCGAUUUUUAGCAUGAUUGCACCAGCUGAACGCCACUGUUGUGCCUUUAAAAUUCCCUCCCCUGGCACAUGGAGGCCACCCUGCCAUGCCUCCUCUCCUCUGUUGCAAAAGCAACGCAAAAGAAAGGCACGGCCUGUCCCUCCUCGCUCGGUGCAAUGCACACUCACUUGAUUCUCUCUCACACACUCCAGUUUCUUUCUUUCUUUCUUUAUUGAUUUGUACCUUGAUGAAGUAAGAUUGUGCUACUCCUUCCUUUUUCUUUCUUUCCUAGGGAGAGAGAAGGGGAAUGUGGAGAGGGAGGCUGCGGCAGGAUAGACGUAAAACGAAACAAACGAAAUGAUGCGCUUCGAAGGCAAGGAGGCAAAGCAAAGCAUGGGCGUGGGGCUCCUCGGAAAAAGUGCAGGCAGGCUAGCAAGUAAGCUCAAACAGCCGAAUUCCGCGUUCGAAUUCAUCAAUUCAGCAUUUCUUCAGCCAACCAACCAACUCGCACGGAGAGCUUUGACCUUGUAGAGCUCAGCUCCACCUCCACGCGGCUGUAUUUAUAGCGCUUCUCAUCAGGGAGCGGAGAGGAGAAGGAGAAGGAGAGGCGAGAGAGGAAGAGGACAAGCACGCCAAUGUGCUCGCAUACCGACAGCUCCAGAGGAAGAAGAAGAAGUAGAAUAUAAACAAAGGAGAACGACGACGACGACGACGACACCUCGUACUACAAGAAUCCUACGUUGAUGGCUUCUAGCUGCGCCAAGAAGCCGCCCAGAGUCCCAAUCAUUGCCUCCGUUGUCCCCUCCCUGCUCCUCCUCGUAUCUUGCUCGGCCGUCUUGGUCUCCGCGAGGGACGGAUGCAAGAACAGCACGCAACAGACGCUCUUCCGUGCCAGGGAUGAGCUGCUCGCGUUGAGGAGGGUGAUUGCUCGGAUGGACAGGAUGGAGAAGGAUUCUAACAAGACAAUCAAGAGUCCCGACGGCGACAUCAUCCACUGCGUGCCGUCGCAUCUGCAGCCGGCGUUUGACCACCCGCAGCUCAGAGGCCAGAAGCCCGAGGAUGAGCCUGCGGAGAGGCCCAAGCCCAAGGGCGGCGCUGCCGAGGAGGAGGCCGUCUUCUUCCCGCAGGCGUGGAGCGACGGCGGCGAGCGGUGCCCCGAGGGGACGGUGCCGGUGCGGCGGACGACGGAGCGCGACCUUCUGAGGUCCAGCUCGGCCCGGCGGUUCGGGAUGAAGCCCCGGGCCAGCAACGUGCGGCGCGACUCCACCAAUAGCGGCCAUGAGCACGCGGUGGGGUACGUGACGGGGGACCAGUUCUACGGUGCGAAGGCGAGCCUGAACGUGUGGUCGGCCAAGGUGGCGUCGCCGACGGAGUUCAGCCUCUCCCAGAUCUGGGUCAUCUCCGGCUCCUUCGGCAACGACCUCAACACCAUCGAAGCUGGAUGGCAGGUGAGCCCUGAGCUGUAUGGUGAUAACAACCCAAGGUUCUUCACAUACUGGACGACCGACGCAUACCAGGAGACCGGCUGCUACAACCUCCACUGCUCCGGCUUCGUCCAGACCAACAACCGGAUCGCCAUCGGAGCCGCCAUCUCACCGACCUCGGUUUACAAUGGCCGGCAGUUCGACAUCAGCCUCCUCAUAUGGAAGGACCCUCGGCGGGGGCACUGGUGGCUGCAGCUGGGGUCGGGCGCGCUGGUGGGGUACUGGCCGUCGCUCCUGUUCACGCACCUGGGCGAGCACGCCAACAUGGUGCAGUUCGGCGGCGAGGUGGUGAACUCGCGCCCGUCGGGGUCGCACACGCCGACGCAGAUGGGGAGCGGCCACUUCCCCCGGGAAGGCUUCAACCGCGCGGCCUACUUCCGCAACGUGCAGGUGGUGGACUGGGACAACAGCCUCGUCCCCGCCGCCGCGCUCCGGCUCGUCGCCGACCACCCCGGGUGCUACGGCAUCCAGGGCGGCUACAACCGCGCGUGGGGAAACUACUUCUACUACGGCGGACCCGGCAGGAACGUGCACUGCCCAUAGCCGGCCCAUAGAGCCGGCUGGAGAAAGAGAUGCUGGCUAGCUAGUUACUGGUGAUGAUCAGUUUUGAGCCCAGCUGCGAGAGAGUGGUAGCGCCAAAAGCCCAAAAGUAAUUUUCGAUUUGAUACGUGUGAGGCUUCACAUGGCCUGAUCAUUUUUUUUUUCUGUUCUUUUCUUUGGCUACUAUGUAUACAUGAAGAGAUAUAUCCACAGGGAGUAUUUUGAUCACCAAUGUAUAGCACGUUUCGAUGCA
Phragmites australis (common reed) is the source of this 2370-nucleotide messenger RNA. RefSeq names its product protein neprosin-like. The record is from RefSeq and is a predicted model, not a curated record. NCBI's taxonomy places the organism in Eukaryota, Viridiplantae, Streptophyta, Magnoliopsida, Poales, Poaceae. The transcript has 7 exons. The coding region runs from base 837 to 2120 and encodes 427 amino acids.